Messenger RNA from Mytilus trossulus (common blue mussel), 1474 nucleotides. RefSeq names its product crystallin J1A-like. Lineage: Eukaryota; Metazoa; Mollusca; Bivalvia; Mytilida; Mytilidae. The coding region runs from base 107 to 886 and encodes 259 amino acids. The transcript has 8 exons. The record is from RefSeq and is a predicted model, not a curated record.
UGUUAUGGUUGAGAUUUAGAACAAUUAUAUAAGAAUUGUUCUAAAUCUUAACCUUAACAGUUUUGUCAAAAUACAAAAGGAAGAAUGUAGCAGGACUAUAGCAGGUAUGACUUGUGAAGAGAGAAGAAUAGCAGCAGUGGUUGGUGCACUGAUAGCAGAUGCAGCAGCACAACCACUUCACUGGAAUUAUAACAUUGACAAACUUAACACAAUUAUUGGAGAUGAAAAAGAAAUUGCAUUCUGGGAACCGUCUGCCAAUCCAUUCUACUGCAGACCAAGAGGAAGUCACAGUUGUUAUGGUGACCAGUCAUAUGUCAUUUUAAAGUCAUUGGUUACAAAUAAUGGUUUGGAUGUCCCUAGUCUUCAGAAAUCAACAUAUGAAUUUUUCGGACCAAACACAGAUUAUGAUGACAAAGACAACAAAGAAUACGAAACAAAAUCAGAUGUUUCAAAGAAAGUGUAUCCUAUAAAAGCUGGAUGGAGGCAUGGUAGUGUAAAAGCAUUUCUUAAGAAAUUUGAGCAGGGGCUAGAAGACACAGGCUGUGAUAAGGAUGAACAGAUGGAUUGUGUCCUAAGGAUUGUCCCUGUUGUUGCUCUGUAUGCUGGUAGACCUGAUAUGUUGGAGAAGGCUGAGAGUGUUAUCAGAGUAACACAGAAUUCUGACACAUCUGUCGCUGUUGGUUUGGCUGCAGCAAGAAUACUAGAACAGUAUAUAUUGUAUGGUGAGAAGGAAGAUGUAGUAGAAUGUGUGAUAGAAGAGUUAAAUAAUCCUAACAGAACCAAUCCUCAGGACUUAGAUAAAGCUUUGGCUGGGCAGUUAAGAGAAGUUCUACAAUGCAAAGAUAUUGACCAUAGAACUGCAGCCAAGAAGUUCAGAAUUGACUGAGCCAUACCUGGUGCAUUCCAGUUAACUACUCAUGAGGUACUGACUGGUUCCAGUUAUACUGGAUCCAUACAAGAAACCAUGAGGUCUGGAGGGUGCACCUGUUCAAGGGGAGGCUUUGUUGGAGCUUGUUUUGCUGCUCGGAAUGGCCUAGCUGGUAUACCAGACACUUGGAAAGAGAAGACAUUGAAUUCUAAAGAUGUCAUUGACCUUUCACAGAAAUUGGUGAAGAUACCAUUAGCAUAAGGCUUAGCCAUUGGACUUGUUAAUUAGUGAGAUGAAACUUGAUGGAAAGAACACAAAGUUUUUAAUUUAUGUGUCUUUGCCUUUAGAAUAUUGAAAUUUGACUUGUGUAAAAUUUUUCAAGCAUUUAUUUGUUACAUUUAAAGUACCAGUCUUGUAUACUAAUUUCAAACACUAACCUCAAUUUUUAUUAAAAACAUAUUGCUUAAGAAGUAUUUCUAUAAACGAAGUACGGAAGUAGGAUGAAGAUUAUUUACCUAAAUUGAUACAAAAUUAUUUUUUUCAUAUAAAAAAAGUUAACAAGUAUGACAAAUUUGUUUGAAUCCAAAUUGGAGAAUAAAUUUUGAU